Molecule: messenger RNA, 2437 nt
Organism: Pseudogymnoascus verrucosus
Lineage: Eukaryota; Fungi; Ascomycota; Leotiomycetes; Thelebolales; Thelebolaceae
Gene: ATE1
Product: Arginyl-tRNA--protein transferase 1
Exons: 5
Coding region: 1055-2437 (460 amino acids)
Biological process (GO): protein arginylation
Cellular component (GO): cytoplasm
Molecular function (GO): arginyl-tRNA--protein transferase activity
Source: RefSeq, a predicted model, not a curated record
AUGCAGUGUCAGUUGAGAAGGCAUGGAAGGGCUGGAGGGCUUGCAUCUUGCAUCCUGAAUUGCCGUCCAUCAAUGGCCAUCGCAGGCUGAAGGCAGAAGCUGAUGAUCAAGGCAGGAAGGAGCAGGUCUGAGUAUGACUCGUAGGUUGUUGUCAAUAUGAUCGGUAUGGUCGGUAUGGUCAGCAUUGUCAGACAGGAGAGUCUGAGACUACCCAUCUACCAUCCUCGGGCGUCCCCGGCUGUCCCAUUUUCUUUUUUGUGGCCAUCACCAGUUCCAGUUCUAGAAAGUACGAGUAUCAUAUCACCACAUUAGCACAUCAGCAUAUCAGGGACCGGCGCCGGAUUUCUUCUGCUGCUUCCACUUUCCACUUCUACCCCACUAUGACAUGUAUUGGGAAGGCCGGCAAGGCACUGUGCAACCUUACACUGCAUGAAAAGUACUAUACAGCCGCAUUUGCCUCCUACUUUAGACACUUUAGUCCGCCAGCAAAGACAAUAUUUGGCGUUAAUAUAACAGUAGUCCAGGAUCAUGCAUUAAGAAAUCGAGAGACUAACGUACAGUUACAGUAGUUAGUCGUAUUUUGCUUUGCCUCAAAGAUCCUUUCGUCUAGAAUACUGUGGUUUCAUUUGCCUUGCUUGUGUCGCCUCAGCCGAACUCGCCGCGUCGGGAGGCUCUCGUCGACCAUCUUUUUGUGUUUUGUGUGAUAUCAGCCUGUGUACCACCAACCACAUACCUCACCAGCUCAUCAGCUCAUCAUCCACCGCGCUCUCGGCGCGUCGACGAUAAUUGUUCACCUCACGGAAGCAAGCUUACCCAUAUCACACACCUGACACAAAGACGCCGUACGACGACGACCACGACGGACUGCGUGGUCGCCAGCGAAGCCAGUGGACCUCGUACCAUUACUCGUACUGCGCUGCCGCACUGUACUCGCUGUACUGUACGCGCUGUACCGUGCUGUACUCUACUAAAACCACUUACACCACUCUACCACCUUCUACCUACAUUACCCGCACGGCGAGUCCGGCACAGCUGUGGAUCCAAGCAAAAAACAAUGUCCUCGCCGACAAACUCCAACUCCAGCACCACCACCAUCGUGCCCGACGCCGUCCUCGGCCCCAUAGGCUACCACGCACAUUCAUGCGGAUACUGUAAGAGCAAGGCCGAGCGUAGGUCUUCGAGUCGCGGGUCUUCAGGAAGCCCUUCCUACUACGCCUCCUCCAAGUACCUAACCCCCAAGUUCUAUGAAGACUUAAUAUGUAGAGGCUGGAGGCGGUCAGGGACCCUCCUCUACAAACCUGACCUCAGGAACGCAUGUUGUCCCCAUUACACCCUCCGGCUGGAUGCACCCGCAUUCAAAGCCACCAAGGACCAGAGGCAGGCCCAGAACCGCUUCAACCACUACAUACUCGGCGAUGAAUACAUCAAAGAGACGGCAAAACUGCAUCCAAAAUCCAAAGCCGAAGCAGCAAGAUACAAGCAGACCUUUGAUCUCUGCGAACGUGUCCACGAGAGCGAGCUCUCUUAUCUCCAAGAGCCAACAAAGCCCGCCCACGAAUUCGCAGUCACACUGGACCCAGACACUUUCACAGAGGAGAAAUACCUCCUCUACGAGAACUACCAGCGUAUCGUCCACAAAGAGGGUCCAGAUGACAUCUCUCGCCACGGCUUCCGCAACUUUCUCUGCUCCUCGAAGAUAAAGCGCAGCACAACGAUUGUUGAUGGUAAAGAGAAGAAACUAGGCUCCUACCACCAAUGCUACCGCCUUGAUGGGCGCCUCGUCGCCAUCGGUGUUCUUGAUCUUCUUCCCAACGCCAUCAGCGCGGUCUACUUCAUGUACCAUGAGGACCUUCACACUUGGAGCCCUGGUAAAUUGAGCGCGCUACGCGAGACGGCUUUAGCCAUCGAACAGGGGUGUAGAUGGUAUAUGAUGGGAUUUUACAUCCACGGCUGCACCAAGAUGAAGUAUAAAGCAGACUAUCACCCACAGUACAUCCUAGACCCAGAGAAGUACACGUGGGACCUCCUCGAUGACGAUCUCAAGCUACGCAUGGACGCACGGCGCUACGUCUCUCUCUCGUCUGAGAAAGCACGGGGUAUCCCCGCCCCAACUAAAGAAGAGGCCGAGGCCGCCGCUGCUUCAAGAUCCCCGCCACCCACCAACGACGGCGACGACCUCAACCUCCUUUCCCAAAACAUGCCCGGUGCCCUCACAGCCGACGAGCUCGAAGCCUUCGACCUCGGUUCCCUCCUGCGUCCUUAUGGGCGGGGCGCGGUCAUAAGGUUCAGCGAUAUAGAUGGCUGGGAGGGGUACCCGGAGCCUGGGGAUGGGAGGACGGAUGGGGAGCCGGUCAUUAAGCAGGCGCUAGGGGAUUUGGUGGCGGUUGUGGGGACGGAGUUGGCGGGGAGGUUGGUGGUGGACUUUGCGCAGAGGUAG